AUGAAUAUAAAAGCUGAUUUGAAUUAGUAUUCAAAGUAGUUGUACCUGUAUUUUUCCAUGGUGGAGCUGCAAUUGCAGAACCAAAUAAUUUCAGGGUAAUUUUACAACAAUGGUUUCCACUUAUAUAAACUCCUUUUAUGGUCUCCCCCUUCAAAAUACUUCAUGCAAUGCAGCAUCGUCGGUUAUGUUUAUGUCUCUUGUCAAUACUCUCCUUCGAGAUCAUGACGACAUUUCGGACCUGUCGGGAAGAAUAAGACCAACUCUAAAUCCGGACAACGAGUACGACUUUAUAGUAGUAGGAGGUGGUGGUGGAGGAUCAGUAGUGGCUGGAAGACUCAGUGAAAAUCCCAACUGGAAAGUUCUUCUCAUAGAACAAGGCGAUGACGAGCCUGUAGGAAGUCAAGUCCCUAGUUUUGCUUUCAAUUUCCUGUCAAACAGUGAAACUGCCCUCUUCUAUCCGACAGAACCACAAGCGAAAGCCUGUCAUGAAAACGCCAACAGUCAAUGUACAUACGUAAGAGCGAAAAUACUCGGAGGGUGCGGGGUAGUUAAUGGAAUGACAUAUAUCCGUGGGGUUCCGCAAGAUUACGACCAUUGGGCGAAAUUGGGUAACACAGGAUGGAGCUACAACGAUGUCCUACCGCACUUUCGUAAAUCGGAAGACAAUGGUAAUAUUGGUGUUUUGACAAGCCCUCAAUAUCACGGAGUUGGAGGUCCGCUAAGGGUCGAAAGGUUCCCAUACGCUCCUGAGAUUAGUUAUGAUAUUCUUGAAGCAGCCAGAUCCGUUGGAUUUGAAACUCCGACUGAUCUUAACGCAGACGUUACCCAAGGAUUUACACUUACCCAACAUAUGAACAAGAACGGUGUUCGUGACAGUUCAGCUCGAUCCUAUCUUCGUCCUGCAAGAUUCAGACCGAAUCUGCAUAUAAUGUUGAAUUCUACAGCUGCAAAAAUUAAUUUUUCCGAAGAAAGAGGAACUUCUGUUGCAAAAUCCGUGGAAUUUUCAUAUAACGGCAAACGUUACAAUAUUAAUGUUAGAAAGGAAGUAAUAGUAGCAGGUGGAACUAUCGGUUCGCCCCAGUUACUCCUUUUGUCUGGGAUUGGUCCAAAAGCUGAUCUAGAAGCUGUGAAUGUCACUGUAGUUCGAGAUCUUCCAGGCGUAGGCGAAAAUUUUCAAAAUCACGUUGCGUUACAGUUAGAGAUGAACUUAAAGAAAGUUCCGUAUACAAACGUCUUGACUUUGGACGCCGUACAAGAAUAUCUAAAUGGUCACAGAGGUCCUUUGUCCUCCACAGGAUUGGCACAAGUUGGUGCUCGGUUUUCGUCGUCUGUAAAUCCGGAUCAAGAUUGGCCAGACAUGCAAAUUUAUUUUAAUGGCUAUAGCGCCAAUUGUACAUAUAGUAAUGGUCAAAACAGUUUACCAAACGAUGCCACCCUUCCCAAUGAUACCAGAAGGAUCCUCUUUCAAGUAACGUUAGUAAGACCGAAGAGCAAAGGUUACAUCAAAUUGCGUUCGAACGAUCCAACCGCAAGUUUGAUUAUACAACCUAAUUAUUUAGAAGAGGAUUACGACGUCCAAGCUAUGAUUUCUGGAAUACGAACGGCCAUUGAUGUGGGAACGGCCAAUGUUUUAAAAGAAAAGUACGGCUCUGAACUGGUACAGGGCCGAUAUGGAAACUGUUCAGAUCUUUAUCGAUUUGGUACCGAUGAAUUUUGGGAAUGCGCAGUCAGAUACGGUACCAAUCCUGAAAAUCACUUGACCGGAACGUGUAAAAUGGGUCCUCCAACUGAUAGGCUGGCCGUUGUUAAUCCUGAAUUGAAAGUUUACGGGACAUCCAAUGUAAGAGUUGCUGAUGCAUCAACUUUUCCGAGUAUAGUUGCGGGAAAUACAUUUGCCGCCACGGUUCUUGUAGCCGAAAGGACAUCCGACUUUAUUAAACGGGAUUGGUCCUAAAGUAUGGCAUUGUAAUUAAGUUGCUUUUGAAAAGAAGGAUUUUACAAAAAUAACAAGUUUCUUUCUUUUGAAAUUGGGUUCAAUUUUGUUAUUAAGUCUUAUCAUACUGUACAUGUAAACUAAUAGAUAUUUUACUUGUAUAGAUAUAGAGAUGUGCAAAAUGGUUUUUUAAAAGUAUUUAAAUACAAAAUGU
Agrilus planipennis (emerald ash borer) is the source of this 2147-nucleotide messenger RNA. RefSeq names its product glucose dehydrogenase [FAD, quinone]-like. The transcript is spliced from 3 exons. NCBI's taxonomy places the organism in Eukaryota, Metazoa, Arthropoda, Insecta, Coleoptera, Buprestidae. Bases 110 to 1954 code for a protein of 614 amino acids. The record is from RefSeq and is a predicted model, not a curated record. Gene Ontology annotation, molecular function: oxidoreductase activity, acting on CH-OH group of donors; flavin adenine dinucleotide binding.